AUGGCUGGCGAUCACACAAGACUUGAAUUCCAUAACAUAGAGACGGGGAUCAUAACAGAGCGCCGCUACUUGUCCUCAGUCCCCUCCAACUUCAUUGGACACCUGCAAAGCCUCACCUUUAACGGCAUGGCAUACAUUGACUUGUGUAAAAAUGGGGACAUUGAUUACUGUGAGCUCAAUGCCCGCUUUGGCUUCAGGAACAUCAUCGCAGACCCGGUCACCUUUAAGACAAAAGCCAGCUAUGUUGCCCUGGCCACAUUGCAAGCUUAUACCUCUAUGCACCUGUUUUUCCAGUUCAAAACAACGUCGUUGGAUGGGUUAAUACUCUACAACAGCGGAGAUGGAAAUGACUUUAUCGUGGUUGAGUUAGUGAAAGGGUGCGUACAAAACUCACAACACAACAAUACAGAUUAUAUUAACCAUAAAAGCUGAGUGGAGCUUCCAGAUUCAGGGGGCAGGGUGUUAGACUAGACUGACCUCAGGUCUGAUCAAGCAAAUUGACUGCUCUUAUUUCCCUUAAAAUCAGACAGCUACUACUACUACUACUACUACUAUUAUUAUUAUUAUUACACUCUUCACCCUUAGGGCGGGGUUACUAAUAAUAAUAAUAAUAAUAAUAAUAAUAAUAAUUUAUACUACGCCUAUCUGGCUGGGUUGUUAAAAACAGCUUAUAAUCACAGAAAAAAGGUGGUCAUGAAAAUACACAUCUCAAGUGUCAAAAGCCAAGUGAGUUGUGCUUGACACUUGCAAAAACCCACAAUAGAUGGGUGUCAGCACCCAACUAACGCCUUGCCUACUUUACAAACUCAGGCUUCUUAAUGGCAGAAAGAGAGCUAUAGUGCUUCCCAUACCUCUCUCCCAACAUUUUCCCUCUCUCAACAUUUAGCUAAGACCAGAUCCCCUGUAUAUUCCCCAUUCUCAUCUUACUAUCUCUUGCUCAAAACAAGGCCCGAGGUUGGUGGAUGGGGACAUAUUUGUCCCCAUGAACGAAACAACAUUGCUCAAAAGGUUGUAUGUAUUCCUUCUGACCUAAAGUCAGCUGCCCAAAGUGCCGUGGCAAAUUGGGCCCUUCACAACCUAGAAAAGUUGUGAAUGAUAUUGUCUCAGAAGUCUUAAGAGGUGCAAUUUCUGUGCAGUGGGCAGUAAGGAAGAAAAGAGCUCUUCUUCAAUAUUGCCAGGCAUCAUCAUCCCCAUCACAAAAUUUAUUACCUGCCCUUCAGCAGCAGACCUCAGGGCUUGUUACAAUAAUUUAAAUAUCACUAUUAAAAACCCCUGUUAAAGCAAAUCACAACCAUAGAAAUAGGAAGGGCUGCACUCCUCAAAAACUCAGGUUUAUAGAUUUAAGCAUUUAGAAGUUACUAUGACUCUCCUUCCCCAAGGAACCCUGAAUCAGCUAUUUCGUCAAGAGGGCUGAAACUCCAGCAAUCAAUUCCCUACAAUCAGGAGGAAACCAUGAACUAGUAUAAAAUGGAGGUAAAGGUAAAGGGACCCCUGACCAUUAGGUCCAGUCGUGGCCGACUCUAGGGUUGCAGCGCUCAUCUUGCUUUAUUGGCUGAGGAAGCCGGCGUACAGCUUCCGGGUCAUGUGGCUUCUGGCGAAGCAGAGCAGCACACGGAAACACCGUUUACCUUCCCACCGGAGUGGUACCUAUUUAUCUACUUGCACUUUGAUGUGCUUUCGAACUGCUAGGUUGGCAGGAGCAGGGACUGAGCAAUGGGAGCUCACCCCAUCGCGGAGAUUCGAACCACCAGCCUUCUGAUUGGAAAGUCCUAGGCUCUGUGGUUUAACCCACAGCGCCACCCACAUCCCAUAAAAUGGAGGGGUAGCAUCAAUAUGGUCUUAGAGGAUUGGGGGUCGGUCCACUGGGGCAAAUGGGGCACUCCACCAACUGCACUUAUCUAUCUAGGGAUGUGGGUGGUACUGUGGGCUUGCUGACUGGAAGGUCAACGGUUCGAAUCCCCGUAACGGUCUUCUGCCAACCUAGCGGUUCGAAAGCACAGUGGUGCAAGUAGAUAAAUAGGUACCGCUGCAAUGGGAAGGUAAAUGGUGUUUCUGUGCAAUCCAGUUUCGGUCAUGGUGUCCCGUUGUGCCAGAAGCAGUUUAGUCAUGCUGACCACAUGAUCCGGAAAGUUGUCUGUGGACAAACGCCGGCUCCCUCGGCCUGAAAGUGAGAUGAGCGCCGCAACUCCAUAGUCACCUUUGACUGGACUUAACUAUCCAGGGGUCCUUUACCGUUUACCUUACUUAUCUAUCUGCACUUAUCCAGCCCUACCUGCCUGCCUUUUUACUUACAACCCAUCAAGGUGUAUCAUUGGAUCUGACACAACCUACUGUUGGCCCCUGUUCCUUCUGCCCUGCCAGUCCCAAUGGGCACCACCCUCCAUUGUCUUACAAGAUAGACAAUCUGUCAUUUUUUUUGUAUGUUUACUUAUAGGGAGUUUUGUAUGGGCUGUUGUUAUACCAUUCCCAAACCAGCCUUAUAAAAAUGUUCCUGCUGUUGCAAGUUACAACUAGGAAGACAUCAGCUGGCUGAAGACCUUCUGAAUUUUCAAAAAGUUUAAACGAAGCGAGGCAUGAGAAUGAAGAGCUGUCAGUUUCAUUCAUUUACUUCUUCCAGGGGGAAUGAAAUCAUUUGGCUGUUUAUUUAUUUAUUUUUGCUCCCUGUUUUCAGGUAUUUACAUUACGUGUUUGAUCUGGGAAAUGGUGCAAAUCUUAUCAAGGGAAGUUCCAAUAAACCCCUGAAUGACAACCAGUGGCACAAUGUGAUGAUAUCGCGGGACACCAAUAACCUCCACACAGUGAAGAUUGACACAAAAAUCACAACGCAGAGCACAGCAGGAGCAAGAAACCUAGAUCUCAAAAGUAAGUGACAUUGCUAUUUAUAGAAAUAAUCUGCUAGGAGGACAGGCUGCAACAUUGCAUUUUGAUGUGCCUUGUACAUUUGUAGGAAACGUAGAGAGAUAUGCUGUAUUUAUUUACUGGGCCAACUCCGGUGGCAAAACACCUGCAAACCUGUGAGCUGCAGAGCAUUAUUCCAAAGGCAUAAGUGUUCAAAGGAAAAUGGAUCAGGUGUGGUUAUAAAUUCUGCUUUGUAGCCAGGCUGUGGGAUUGAUUUCUGGCAGGGGGGAACAGCUUGAUAUUGUAUGGAUCUGCUCUAGCUGCUGCAGGUAGCACAAACAUCACUGUGCCAAACGGCAGCCAGUAUUUGUCUCUGUUCUCUCCUCCGGGGAGACCCAAAUGUGAAAAUGUCACUGAAUAACUGGGUCUUAUCAGUUUCCCCCAGUGAACGUAGCAUAUUCCUCCUGGCAGAGAGCAGUCCCAAAUAGACUGCAAGUUGGGGGGAUAUUCUGAUUGGUGUGUGGUGUGUGUGUGUGUGUGUGUGUUGCCCGUUCAUUUGCACAAGGAGCAAAUUAGUUGCAUCCUAGAAAAUCUCUGUUGAGGAGACACCCGCAUCUCAAUGGUUACAGGCCCUGGAGUUAAGAGGGUAGAUCCUGGGAGAAGUUUGAGGAGCUUAUCAUUUUGUAUAGGCAAGAAGAAACAGUUUCACCCUAAUAAGAAAGGGUGCGCACAAAUGUGGGUGCCCCUGUUCAAAUGAUAAUAAUAAUAAUAUAUUUUUUAUUUAUAUACUGGCCAUGUGGCUGGGUUUUCCCAGCCACUCUAGGCGGCUCCCAUCAGAAUAUUAAAAACACAAUAAAACAUCAAACAUCAAAAACUUCCUUAAACAGGGCUGCCUUCAGAUUUCUUCUAAAAGUCAGAUAGUUGUUUAUUUCCUUGACAUCUGAUGGGAGGGCGUUCCACAGGGUGGGCGCCACUACCGAGAAGGCCCUCUGCCUGGUUCCCUGUAACUUGGCUUCUCUCAUUGAGGGAACCGCCAGAAGGCCCUCAGUGCUGGACCUCAGUGUCUAGGCUGGAUGAUGGGGGUGGAGACAUUCCUUCAGGCAUACAGGGCCAAGAAAACGCACUGAUCUAAUGUUCACAAGCAGGAUCAAAGUGUGCCUCAGUCCUCUGUAUGGCAUUCCUUCCCCUCACCCCUUCCCCAAGGAAAGGUGGUGACAGUUGGCAUCCUUUAGGUCCUGGGAGACAAUAUUGUUUCCUGCCAGGGAUUACUAGACCCAGAAUUCCUGGUAGGGAAAAGUUCCUUGGGAAGUGCAUGCUGAUGGCAAGGAGCAAGCUAUUAUUCAGAAGUAGUGGUUUGAUUGGGAACUGGAGGUGCUUCAGAAGCUUAUCAAGGAUUCAUCAGCAAGAAGAUCGAUAAAAGACAACAAGUUUCCCUGAAAGACUGCAAUGCAAGUGUAUUAUCUGCCAUCAAGCUAUAUUUCAGAUUGCAGUCUUUCUUCCUUUACCAGCAUUUGCUGAUAGUUAACAAAGAUUCUGAGCUCCCCGGGGACACAAGCCAUUGCUAGGAUAUCUUUGCUGAUAUUUCUCGUAGCUGUGUGAGGUGGCAGAAAUUUCCAUGGAAAUAAAAAGGAGAGUUUUUGCAAACCUCCACUCAUACGGUGGGCUUGUGAUGCAGUUUGUAUCAUGCUUUGUUAGUGUGUGGUAGAUUGGAUACAUAGGAAAUUAAGCAUCCGUUGCCUUAUCUUCUAACUUUGUAGUUAGAAUAGCAGCAUACACACACACACACACACACACAAGAGGUACCUGCUGAUUUAUUUUGGUGGUAGUGACGAUUGUGUGAUUUGCUAAAAUGGUUAGGCAUCCUUUCCAUUACCAAAGGGGAGUUCCAUCCCCAAAGUUCACUCAGCUUUACCAGUACAGUGGUACCUCGGAAGUCUAACGGAAUCCAUUCCAGAAGUCCGUUCGACUUCCAAAAUGUUCGGAACCAAGGUGCAGCUUCUGAUUGGCUGCAGGAAGCUCCUGCAGCCAAUCGGAAGCUGCGGAAGCUACAUCAGACGUCCGGGUUCCAAAGAACAUUCACAAACCAGAACACUCACUUCUGGGUUUGUGGCAUUCAGGAGCCAAAACGUUUGACUCUCAAGGUGUUCAGUAUCCAAAGUCCGACUGUAUUAACAUUCACCACCAUCAGCAAACAUCUUUGGCUCUGCUACAUUUUUGGAAUCAGACUUGAGACGUGGUGCAAUCGGUUCCAUUUACAAAGUACAAAAUGGCCAAGUUGCCUACUUUCAGUAGGAUAGUAUGUAUAAAAAAUAAAUCCUGCCCUCAUACCUUAUGCCCACUGACUUCUUUCAAAAGUUUCUUUGCACAGCCUGCUUCCUGCAGUCAUCAUUUGAUCACAGGUGUGGCUGCAUGAUCUGUAUAGGCAGUGCUGCCAUUGGGGAUGUGCUUGAAUGAAGAGUACAUGCACAUAAAGUGGCUUUAUAAUCAGUUAAGAUCAGGCAUAGGCAAACUCGGCCCUCCAGGUGUUGUUUUGAGACUACAAUUCCCAUCAUCCCUGACCACUGGUCCUGCUAGCUAGGGAUGAUGGGUGUUGUAGUCCCAAAACAUCUGGAGGGCUGAGUUUGCCUAUGCCUGGUUAAGAUCAACUGUAAGCAUUGCAAGUUUCCAGGCUGGAAGCUCAAUGCUGUGUGAACUCUGUGCUGCUAUGAGGAAGCAAUUUGUGAUUUAAAAAAUAAAGAAAUUUCAUCACUGUUUUCAUGAGAAUUUUUCCUAAUAAACACAUUUUUGUUUGCAGAUUUGACUAAUAUACAAAUUCUUGCAAGCAGGUUCCCCUAACAUAAUGUCUUUUUGACUGUUUUAUUUUCAUUAAUAUGUGGAUUUAUAGGAACAAUUUACCCCAGUAUAUGCAUUUUUCUUCCCAUUAUUUGGCUGGUAUAUAUAUAUAUAUAUAUAUAUAUAUAUGGAAAAGUGCUAACAUUAAAAGAUGGCUGCUUGUUUCACCUAUAAAUGGAAACUGAAUCAAAUUUAUCCUCCACCCUGAUCUAGCAAUACUUUCUUCUUUUGCCAAUCCCCUUCUGAGAACUGACCUGGAUUCCAACUGCAGAAAAAUCUCUCCAAAACUUGGAGGUUGUUUGCUCACCUCUACACAAUUUGGUUCAGCUGAAAUCCCCAUGUUUCUUUUUCAUUUCCAAGCGUUAUACCUGACUUUACAGAUACCAUGCUUAGUAAAAGCACUAGAGGGCACCAUUAUGUCAUAAAAUAUCCUUCCUGGUGCAGUCUCAGGGAAGAGAAGCGGGGGGGGGGGGGAUCUCGCUGCAGUUCAACUCCGCUGAAAUAUCCAGCCUAGUUCUUUUUGUUUCCUCCACGUUCCAAAUUCUGUAAUAAUAACCCUUCCGUGCAAAAUCUUUCCCACAGGGUUUCUAACCUUGAGGCUUCUAACAAAAGCACUAAAACAAGCAUAUUGACAUUUUAAACUAGGGAGUGGAAGUGUAAACACUUGUAGCGGUCGUCUCUCCUGACUGGCCUCGUUGAGACAGAUUUGGGGGACGCAGUGCCUGUUAUUUCAGAUGGCAUUUGAAGUUAUGACCUUUGCAGGGGCAGUAUUUCUUUCUUCUGUCUUACUGCGUGCAGAAACCUCUGACAUAACCCAAAAUGUAAGCAAGGCUCCCCUCCCACCUCCCAAUUCCUCGUCUAUUUUGUAGAAGGUGUUUUGUAUUUAUUUAUUUCCAUUUCCCCUUCAGAUUUUUAUUCUUAUUCUCCUUUCCUUUGUCUGAAAAAGGCCUCUUGUAAAACAUAAUAAUAAUAAUAAUAAUAAUAAUAAUAAUAAUAAUUUAUUAUUUGUACCCCAUCUGGUUGGCUUUCCCCAGCCACUCUGGGCAGCUUCCAACAAAGAUUAAAAAUACAGUGGUACCUCAGGUUACAUACGCUUCAGGUUACAGACUCUGCUAACCCAAAAAUAGUACCUCGGGUUAAGUACUUUGCUUCAGGAUGAGAACAGAAAUCGCACGGCAGCGGCACUGCAGCAGUGGGAGGCCCCAUUAGCUAAAGUAGUGCUUCAGGUUAAGAACAGUUUCAGGUUAGGAAUGGACCUCUGGAAUGAAUUAAGUACAUAACCAGAGGUACCACUGUACAUUAAAAUGUCACACAUUAAAAACUUCCCUGAACACCGGGUGGUUGUUUAUCUCUUUGACAUCUGAUGGGAGGGCGUUCCACAGGGUGGGUGCCACCACUGAGAAGGCCCUCUGCCUGGUUCCCUGUAGAUUUGCUUCUCACAGUGAGGGAACCACCAGAAGGCCCUCGGCGCUGGACCUCAGCAUCCAGGCAGAACGAUGGGGGUGGAGACGUUUUAUGUGUGCAUGUGGAUACAUACAUACUCUUCAAGUGUCCCAAUUUUCCAUGAAUAGUCCUGGAAUUCCGAAAGCCACCCCAGCUUCUGAUUUGAUCCUAGAAUAUCCCGACUUUUACCAGUGCUGCUCCCACCGAGCUCAGGGAGGAGGAUGUGUCAGUAGUGGUCAUCAGAGAGCAUCCCGUUGCCUCUCUGUGGCCACCACUUCUGGCCUCCUUCCAUGGGCAGCUUGUGGUGGCUGCUGGAAGAAGAGCUUGGAUUUAAUAUCCCGCUUUAUCAUUACCCGAAGGAGUCUCAAAGCGGCUAACAAUCUCCUUUCCCUUCCUCCCCCACAACAAACACUCCGUGAGGUGAGUGGGGCUGAGAGACUUCAGAGAAGUGUGACUAGCCCAAGGUCACCCAGCAGCUGCAUGUGGAGGAGCGGAGACGCGAACCCGGUUCACCAGAUUACAGGUCUACGGCUCUUAACCACUACACCACACUGGCUCUCACUGCUGGAGAGCAGGUGAAGAGGAGGAGGAGAGGUUUGGGCCACCAACGCCCCAGCCAGCCACCUCAGAGGAGUCUGUCUGCCUCCUCCCACUCAGGCACCCAAGCCACUGCUUUACUCCCGGUAGAGACGCAUGGCUCAGGUGCGCUGCAGGCCCCGCGUUGAGUGCCGCCCGGCACUUUGUCACCCCCCCUCAGUGGUGGCACCAGGGGUGGCCCACCCUCACUGCCCCCCCUUCCUCCACUCCUGGCCCCAGCCCCACGAGAUGCAUCAGCUCCCUGGGAGGGAAGAAAGGGGAAGCAAAGUGGAGCACAAGGAGUCUGGAAUUUGUUUAUUAUUAUUAUUAUUUUUAAAAAAGCUUUGUGUGUCUAUGUCCAAUAUUGGCCCUUUCUAAAAAUAUAUUUAUUUAUUGGUGUGUGCUUUUCCUUUUGUAAAUUUUCAAAUUUGGUUCCCUCUGUUUCUCAUUUUCCCCAUCUUAAAUUCAGCUAUUCUCAUUUCUGCAGCAAUUUGCGGUUUGUUUAUUUAUUUUAAUUAAGGGGGCGUUGCUCGGUCCCUGCUCUUGCCAACCUAGCAGUUUGAAAGCAUGUCAAAGAGCAAGUAGAUAAAUAGGUACCGCUCCGGCGGGAAGGUAAACGGCGUUUCCGUGCGCUGCUGUGGUUCACCAGAAGUGGCUUAGUCAUGCUGGCCACAUGACCUGGAAUCUGUACUCCGGCUCCCUCGGCCAGUAAAGCGAGAUGAGCACUGCAACUCCAGAUUCGGCCACGACUGGAGCUAAUGGUCAGGGGUCCCUUUACCUUACCUGAAAACCCGCCAGCAUUUCAGUGUGAAUUUCUCCCGAUGAAACACAUUUUUGUUUCAAUUUUGUGACCAAGGUGCCAUUUUCACUAAACACAUUCAUUUUUAUGUGCACUUUCCUCUAAUUAUAUAUGCUUUUCGGUACACAUUCUUUUUUGGGGGGGCGGGGGGAGCUCCAUCAAAAAAAUAGGAAUAGUGUGAAUUUUGAAGGAUACUUUUGUUCCACUUUGCAUGUUGUUCUGAAAAGUGUGACGUAGGUAGAUUUUCCUUUAAAUGUGAACCGAAAUGAAUCCCCACCCCCAUCCCUACAUUUCUGGGAUUCUGUAGCUCCAUUCAGGUAAUAAAAGGGCCCUCACUGAUCCUACCAACUUCCAUACAUAGCGGGGGGUGGGGAGGUAAGUCAGUGGGAAACAUAAUGUAUUUCUUUAGGUUUUUCUCCAUUAUUUGGAAAUCUGUAUGGUUUGCUAUUGUGCAGGAAGUUUAGAUCUGGCUCCCUGGUGCGAGCCUUCUCCAAUGCAGGCACGCGAUGACAUGAACUACAAUGCAGAAAUUCGCCUCUCGCAUGAUUCGAAGCACAUGGGGUCUUUAACACCUGAUCAGGGCUUGCCUGUGCUCUUUCUGGUCUCAUAUUGUUUCACCAGGGGAAGACAGGGUAUUUGCUGCCUGAAAGCUAAGAGGGAAGUGAAAUAACCAACUGUGUUUGGAAUAACCUCCUUCUCUCACUUGGGAUAUAGUACUCUAAAGCCUGCCUACACACUGUACAUUUAAAGAAGAUUUAAAAUACAUGACUUCUCCCGAAGUUCCUUUCUUGGCAACUGUACUUUGUUAAGGGUGCUGGAAAUUGUAGUUCUGUAAGGGAUAAACUACAGUUCCCAGGAUUCUUUGGGGGAAGACUUGUGCUUUGAACGUAUGGUGUGUAUGCAGCCUAAAUGCCCUACAAGCUUUGCAUGGGAGUUUCUUUCUGCUUUCCCCUGCUUUAGACCUCCGUCAAUUGCCUUUCUGGCAUCAGCAGCCGCUACACCAACCCCGACUCUCCUCUCAGAACUAUUUGCAUGCCUAGAGACAAACACAACUCACACUAAUAAGGUGGCAAAGAUUAGCAGUUCUGGAAGCAAAGGGUCAAAAAUGACUACGGUCAUAGUAAAAAGGAAAAGGGACCCCUGACCAUUAGGGCCAGUCGUGACCGACUCUGGGGUUGUGACGCUCAUCUCGCUUUAUUGGCCGAGGGAGCCGGCGUACAGCUUCUGGGUCAUGUGGCCAGCAAGACUAAGCCGCUUCUAGCAAACCAGAGCAGCGCAUGGAAAUGCCGUUUACCUUCCUGCCAGAGCGGUACCUAUUUAUCUACUUGCACUCUGACGUGCUUUCGAACUGCUAGGUUGGCAGGAGCAGGGACCGAGCAACGGGAGCUCACCCCGUCGCAGGGAUACGAACCGCUGGCCUUCUGAUCAACAAGUCUUAGGCUCUGCGGUUUAACCCACAGCGCCACCCGCGUCCCUAUGGUCAUAGUAGUUAGGAGAAAAAUAAGCGAGUAAGGGGCCCUUUAAAUGCUCCUCUGGAUAUGUGAGAAAUGAAGGGAUGUCUGGUUCUGCGAGCAAUGAACAGGAAAACUCACAGAGCAGGCCUUAACUCAGUGGCAGAAGAUCUGCUUAGCAUUCAAAAGGUCCUGAAUUUAAUCCCUGGCAUCUCCAUGAAGGACUUGGAGAAUUUGCCACCUGGAACCCUGGAGAACCGCUGCCAGUCUUUGUAGACAAUACUGAGCUAACUGGGCCAAUGGGCUGAUUCAAUAUGAGACUGCUUCUUAUGUUCCUGUGCUUUACCCCAGACUUCAGUGCUCCCUUGUGCAAUGCCUUCUCCUGUUUCAUAUUUCCAAGAACCUUAAAGACUGAGAGACUGAAGAAAUGUGAUAAAAGGAAGAAGGGGCCAUGGGUUGUCUUAGAGCUAUAAUGGGAUUGCAUUGGGGAAGAUGAUGAGAAGGAGCAGCUGGAGUAUCUGAAAGGGAAAAUGGCCUGGAGGACUGGUUCGGUGGGGGUGGAGAGGGAAGAUAGAGUUAAGCAUGGGAGGCUAGAGAAAGGAAGAAAAAGCCAGAAGAAGGUGUAAUUCAAAUGGAGAGAAAGUAUGGAUGAUAGUGCAGAAGGGUGGGGACAUGUGGAUGCUGUCGCCCCCCCCCCCAAUACCACAAAUGUGUGAGAUCACUUUUCAGUAGUGAGGAAAUAACCAUGAAGAUAAUGGGAAAGGCUUUCCACUUACGGCAUCCAUUUCUUGCACUGUUAUCUUGGUUGAAAAUGGCCUCUUUCUAUACUGUAGCUUAGCAUUAUAUUCACAAGCAUCCCCUCCUCUGAAAGAGAUUGGAAGUUCUUGUUUUCAGUUAGUUGUGUUUUAGCAUUUCACAUAAAUCUUAAAUGGUAGUUAUCCUUAACUAUGUUUUAUUGAAACAAACUGGUUUCAUGAACCAUACUUGGGCUGACUUCUUUCCAGUGCACCACGGUUAAGUCCAACCACAGUUUGUCCAGUUUUCAGACAUAACGGCAAACUGUGGUUAGUCAAAUAUAAAAGUGAAGGCUUCUGAUUUCCUCCAUGCUGCUCCACUGGAGGAGGAAAGGGAACAGAGAAUGCAUAAGGCCUUUUUUUAGGCUAAACCAUAGUUUAGAAUUUCAUCUGAAAGCAAUCCUUUUUAUUUUUCUGCAUUAUUUUAAGCUCUCUGGUAGUGCAAAUUCAUGAAUACCAAACAUAAAUACAUAUGCAUACUAGAUUUUUUUAAAAACCCUCUCACUUUUGAGUGUUUUCAACCAUUAUCAUUGUCGUUGUUUUUUUCAAAUCAUUUUUAUUAAAAACAAUUGUGUUACAAAACAAAUAGACAAGAAGUACAUAUAGUGUCUCCACUUUCAAUUCAUAGAGUCUUUUUCACAUUUCAUAUACAUUCGGUUUGAGACACUAUUGUCAUAGACUUGGGGGGGGCAAAGAGAAGGGGAGAGAUUCGAUUUGAAAUGUGUUGUACACAGGUGAGAGUGGCUGAAUGUUUGUAGGCAUUCUUCUGUCAACAGAUCCUUGCAAGCUUAUUCUGCUUUGCUCAGCUGUCCCUUACUAUGUUAACCAUUGAUAAUGAAAGAACGGAUAGCAUUUGGCUUCCCUCUUGUGUCACAUAAGAGGGUUUUCUCGGAAGCCCAAAUGAUUUACCAGUGGAGCCUCCCUCCUCCUUCCAUGGGGCAAAGCUGAAUGAUUUCAAUUUUCCAUUAGAUUAGUUCCUAUUGUUUUAUAUAAGUCACUCCGUAUUAUUUUUUACCGCGGUCUGUGUGCCUGCAGUUCCCUCUUUCAAGGUCGAUAGAUAAGGCUUUUCCAGGUUACUAGGACUCAAAACCUCCCUGCCAAAAGAGAGAGCAAGCUUGUUAAGUGUCAGCAAAUGCACACUGGGUUAGAUAAACAAGCAGCCAUUACGCUUGUUGUCCAUAUCAACAUGCACACAAGUUAAUUCCAGCAACCUUGCCAUAGGCUGAUGAACUCACCAUGUAGCAAUAGCAAUCUCUUGCAGAGGCAGAAUUCCAAUUACUGCUGUAUCUCCUUUGCUAGUGAGAUGUCAACCUCUAUAUGUCUUACCCGUGUCAUCUUACUUCUUCUGUGUAAGAACAGAGGAGGUCAAUGGCAGUGUCUCCCAUUCCAUUCAUAGCCACAAGCCCUAUGCAAUUGUUCAGUGAAUAAAUGUGUGGAGGGGGCAAGUUGAGCCAGCGGACCCAGCUCCUGGUUAUCAUAUGCACAUCUGAAGCUCUGCCCCUUCCUGGAUGGUGGAGAGUCUUAAAGGCGUAGUCUUCUUUGUCCUGAAGCCUAGCUUGCUAAUGCCUUUCAAUCACUUCCUAUCAAAAUGAAUAGGCUCUGGGAAGUGUGAAGUCCUUGCUUUUAUAGGCAUCCAAUUCCUUAGGGGAAUUUGUCUUGAAAUGGGUGCUGUCCUGAUUGCAGACUUCCCUUAGGCAUUUGGUUGGCAGCUGCAAGAAUACAGUAGAAGGUCCUGCAUUCUAGUGCAUGGAACUCUUGACUCAGUUGGCUUCUGGGCAAUAGUCUCAGGCUUGAUGUGAUGAUUUGGGUUCAGCACCUCUGUGCCCUUCUUCUACCAGCUGGUUCCUCCUCCUCCUUGUGUGGCGAGUUCCCACCUCCCCCCUCGGAAAUAAAGACACAAGACACCAGAAUUUAGGUUAGUGGGCAAAAAUAGGCCACAACUUUAUUGAUUACAGGAAUUGAGUGGUAUUGGCUUAGGCAUUGGUCCUAUCGACUAACCGGCUUCAGCCUGAUUGCUUGAAGACCGGCAAGGGUUAACCGCCAGUAGGGGAAGUCCUGCUGAUGCACGUCAACUAGGAGCUCCCCCGGGGUCACCGCUUUGGGGCGUGCCUUAGGCCCACACCUCCAGAGGCUUAGGACAGGGCAACGCCCCCCGGAAUCUUUUAACGGACUACCCUUCAAUUUGGGGGAAGGUGAUGGCGCUUCCUCCCCCCUUCAUCUGCAUAACAAUACCCCUACCAAUGCCUAACCGCCAAUGCCUAGGAAGUUGUGAUGAUUUGCUACGAGGUAGGCGAAAAACCAAAUGACCAGUGCCAAUUUGCCAAGUGGAAAAAAUUCCUACCAGGCCUCUUGAUGGCGACCAACCGAAGUCCAUACCAAUGUCAGAGAGCCAAACCUAACGGGUGGGAGGGGUCGGAAAACCUGAGCAGCUGGAGCGCGGAAAGAGGGAAAUCCUCGGCCGCACCGGCCCUAAAUAGGGCGGGCCACACCUCCCGGGCCAGCCAAUUGGCUGGCCAGGGAGAUGACGCGACUGAGGAUUCCCCCAGUAUCGUGGGGGCUGUGAGCCAGCCCCCGUGCACAUGGGGAGGGGCGCGAAGCCCGCAACCCCACUUCCUCUCCAGCUCGGAAGUGGCUUUCUCUAUGUCAGAAUUCUGUCCGCUGCCCAUGGUCAGGGUCAUGACAUACGUGCUCACUCUGACAGCUUCCAGCCCAGCAUAUUCAUAUAAUGAAACAGAGCACUUAAGCAACUGUAGAUGUUUUGUGUGUUCAUGACUCCCUCAAACCCUUCUGCUUUAGCACAUAGGGGAGAAUUCAACGUGGUGCUGGGGCAAUUGUUCUAUCAGCACAAGCUUUUAAGCUUGCCAGAUCGAAUCAUUCCCCUCACCUCACCCAUGGACAGUUUGGGGGGUUCUCCCAAUCCCCAAGCCAAUUCCAGGGGGAGAGGGGGGGAAAACACUGUUCCGCUAGUGGAAGUGCUUGCCCAGGCUAGUAGACUAGUUACCUGAAUCCUGCCUAGGCUGCUAUUGUCUUUUCAUCAAAUACAGCUGAUUUUUGCAGCAGCUAACAACUAAAAUCCUGCACCAAUGGCCAGGGGGAGGAAAUAUACAAACAACAGAACCAUUAUUUUUUUUUUGCUGUGUUUUCUUCUCCCUCAGAGAUAUUGAUGGGCUGCCCCCCUGAUAAUUUAUGUUCAUAAUUACGUAACUGGUUUGGAAGGUGAAUUUGUUUAGCUUCUAAAGUUUGAAUGUGUCAUGAACUGAGUGCUGUUUCCCAAAACUGGGAGGCAACUAUCUUCGAAGACAUGCUCCCCCCCCCCCGAGUGCUCACACAGAAUGCUUCUAAAUAUUAAGUCUUCUCUGAGUAACAACUUGGGGAGUUCACAAGGACCAAUUUUUAGCAUGUGGCAGGGGCUGUAAGGCCUAUAGAGCUUAUGAACCUAGCCUGGAAGAAUGUUUCAGGAACAGAUGCUUGGAGACCAUGUCGUAAAGUGAGCCUUCACAGGCUGAGAUAUUUGUAAAAUGGAAGCUUUGUAGGUUUGAUUUUUGUUAAGUGUCAUAAUUUCAUUAUUGCCAUAAUCAGUGGGAUAAACAAGACAACAUAUUGUUGUAGAGCAUUAUCCACUGAAUUUAUUUCAGCAGGACUCAAUCAUAGCCAUGCUAGCUGAAGUUAAAAAGAAGGGAGAAGCUCAUGUGGCAAUUACUGGUCUCCCAGACUGUCUUCUCCCUGCAUUGAUCAGAGAAGAUUCACGUACAGAAGGAUAUGAAAAUAUGGAAUUUAAACUGCCCAGUAAGUGGCAGAAUAGAACUGGAGAAAACAGUGCAGCAGGGCCCUAGCAGAUGCUGAGGUACUGGGGAAACGUCUUUCACCAUGAAGCAAAAGCAGGUCUUUACAUCUCUUUGCAAUAAAUAAGAAUUCCAGUUGUGCAUUUUAUGGAGGUUCAGCAAUUGGCGUCAAUUAAAAAUGCACAGUAUGAGUAAACUAGAUAGGUAGGCAACAUCAAGAACAAUGUAAAACGCAAGAAACCAAAAUGCCUGAAAUUACUGUUUUUGACAGAAUGCCCCUCCUGGUUGGUGCCAGCCCAGCCAUUAAAAUCUGUGGAGGAUGUUAUGUACUGAAGUUCUCACCCUGGGCCAGCAGGGGGAUACUGUAGAUAGUUAUGCAAAUGAAGGAUCGAAAAGUGACGUUCAGUGAUUGGAUAGUUUUAGAAAAUGGCAACAGUUACAUUGUUCUGGAGCUCUAUAUAAGCAGGCUGACUGAGCUCCUCAGCUUAGUUCUGUUCCAGCUUAUAAAAUAAAAGCUGCUUUGGAGAAAUCGCUGUGUCGUCUGCUAUGUCAACCCACAACUUAACAGAGGAAGCCUUGUUUGUGUUCCCACUGCUGGGCAACGCCAGAUGGGCAGUGACCCAGGUUAGGGCCUCCUUGAUGGGGACACCCUCCUUGUGCUUCCACAAGGUUCUCCUUGCCUUGAGAGGAGCAGCAUGCACAAUCAUCUAUUUAAUUUUGUCAACUGGUCAAGGUGCAUCUCUUUACCUGGGUGUUUUCUGUUCGUUUCUUUGGACCUUUGUCGUGCAGACUAGAGGAUUUUAGCCCAUUGCUGCUUUGAAUUAUGUGAUCGGUUUUGGGGGUUUGAAGCAUGGGAACAUGACAAGUUUCCUAAUGGAUCAGGCCUCUCCAGUCCAACAUCCUGUUCUCACAGUGGCCAACCAGAUAUAUAAUAAUAAUUUAUUAUUUAUACCCCGCCCAUCUGGCUGAGUUUCCCCAGCCACUCUGGGCAGCUCCCAAGCAAAUGUUAAAAACAGUACAGCGUUAAAUAUUAAAAACUUCCCUAAAGAGGGCUGCCUUCAGAUGUCUUUUAAAGAUAGGAUAGCUGCUGAUUUCCUUCACAUCUGAAGGGAGGGUGUUCCACAGGGUGGGCGCCACUACCGAGAAGGCCCUCUGUCUGGUUCCCUGUAACCUCACUUCUUGCAAUGAGGGAACCGCCAGAAGGCCCUCGGCGCUGGACCUCAGUGUCUGGGCUGAACGAUGGGGGUGGAGAAUUAUGGGAUGCUUAUGGGAACCCUACAGGUAGGACCUGAGUGCCACAGAACUCUGCCCUCCUGCAGUUUCCAUAAACUGUUAUUCAGAAACAUACUGUGGAAGGAGUGUGUUGCCGUUGUGGCUCGUGGCCACUGGUAUCCUUCUCCACUAUGAAUGUGUCUAAUCCUCUUUUAAAUUUGCAAUAUUUGCUUUGUGUUGUUUUGUAUUUAUAUCUUUGCUAUUUUCUAAUUGAGAGCGAUAUGUCAGUAGGAAUAAUGCAUAAAUAUUAAUAGAAUUGUGAGCUGCAAAUAUUUUCCCUCCCAUCGUGUAUCCAGAACAGCUUAUAUUGUAUCUUUGUGACGGAUUCUAAUUGCUUGAAGUUACUUUGGGUUACUAUAAAUAUCCUAGGCAUUUUUUUUUGGACAGAGUCUCCAAAAAUUUAAAUGAGAGCAGAGAGAAAAUAAGGUUUCCCACUGACAAGAGAUGCCUGAAAUCUUCCGCCACCGGGGCUAGUUUGUCAUUCUGCAUCUUUCCUGUUCCUCCCAUGUACAGUGUCUGGCAUUCCAUUUCUUCCAUGGCAGAUGGAUUACCAUCUUACAUGGCAAUCACAUUAUCUUUCCCCCCAUUUAGCAUGCACCACCAACUUCCACUCACAGUCUGUUGGACAAACAGAGUGCUCUAGUUUUAAAUCUGCUUAAUCUCUGUCAAUACACAUGCCUUCCACUUCAACUUGCUAACAAAAUGUUAGAGUCAGGAAGUCAUUGAGAUUCCAGAGUCUCAUUUCGCAAGGAAAUAAAUCUGUUUCUCUGGUUGUCUUCUAUUUUUAUACAUUUUCUUGUGCCUUGGAGUCCAAGCCAUUUAAGUGACAGAACAUGAUAUGACACACAGCCAGGAGCAUGGUUCAGAAGACAAAUACCUCUGGGAGAAACUGCAAACCAAAGGCAAUCUAGUGGGAUAGAAGCACACUUCAUCAGAGACCCAUCCUAAGUUCAUUUACCAUUUAGACCUCCUCCUCUUUUCCCCUGUUAGCACCAUUGCCCUUUCUGAUGGGUGUCGAGGUCCUUCUGAACGUGGCAGUGUAUCUCUAGAUGGUGUAACUUAAUCCACAUAUGGAAGGUCUUCCAGAAGGUGGUGAGUCACAGUGUACACAACUGUUGGAGAAUUUCCAGGGCCACUUCAGAACACCAGUACAACUCAUGAAGUACAGUCUUUAAAAUAUAGCAUUCUGGAAUCUGGGCUCUCAUAUCGUAUACACCUGCCAAAUCUAUGAUUCUUUUAUUCAUUCCACUUUCAAAAGCAGUUGUAGUUGGUGCCCAUUGGAAUCAGUGGAGUGGAAGGUGGGGAGACUAAUAGUAGGCAGAGACAGAUAAAACCAAAGAAUUAUAGUUGUGCCCUAAUCCUUCUACCUGCUGAGUUCCACAACGGCAACAGAAACUAAAGAGGAAGAGGUUGAUAGCCAGUUACACCUGCUUGAUAUAAAUAAAGGUACACAGGUAUUUUGGUCUGCACCUCUCAUCAGUGCCAGCAAACAUGGCCAAUGGUCAGAGAUAAUGGGAGAUGUAGUCCAAUAACAUGUGAAGAGUAUUCAGGUUGGGAUAGGCUGGAACAGACAGUAUGCCCAAGGAAUGGGAAAUUUGAACCUAGGGUUUGAUAACAAUAAACGUGAUUUCUAGUUGAGCUUAUAGUUGUCUGGAUCAAGGAGUGUUGGGGGGAUUGUGCCAGCAUGACAUUAUAUUUUUGUUAUUAAUUUGGCUUGCAUCCCACUCUUCUGCCAAAGAACACACGAAAAAGGCUAAGAGACAGUGGUUUGCCUAAUGUCACUUCUGAGCUUUCUAACUGAUCUUUGUGCCAACUGAUUUUGCAACUAGGCAUGGGGAGAAAUUCAAUUUUGUUUGCAUUUUAAUGAGAAACUACAUAACUCACACUUCUCUGACCCAUGUGUGAAGUGAAACACAUUUAUUUUGUGAUACUGUUCUCCAACCAAAUAGUGUGCACAAAAUGCGUAUAUUUGUGAAAAUAGCAUACAAAAAAUGCACAUUGCAGGGGAAAUGUGUGUAUUGGUGUAUACACAAAAAUGCAUGCAUUGGUCAAAACUGCAUACAAACCAAACAUCAGACCAAAAUACUGAUGAAUUUUCAUCAGGAUAUUUGUUUUUUAAAAUAAAAAAAUCACAAAUUUCUGCAGAAAUGUAGGAAACUGAAUUUAAAAUCGAAAAGAAUUAGAAACUGGAAUUCCCUUGAGAUUUGUCCAUUCCUACUUGCAAGACUGUGCUAUUUCUGCUUCCAGAGCUCAGGGUUGGAGCCAUUUGUGCUCAAUGUCCCCAGAAGGGUUUCACAAUGUUCCCAGACAGAGGAGGAAAGAAUAGCUGCAAGAGCAGAGUUGAAGGCAGGCUCAUGGUUGGCAGGUGAGGGAUCGCUAAAAGACUGUGGGAUGACAUUAAUCCAUCAGGGGAGCAGGAGCCAAGUGCAGCACUGGGACUAAAAAAGUAGUUUAACCUUCAGUCUGAAUUCUGACAGACUGUCAAAUUAGUAGCAGAAGAUCCUGCUGCAACCUUCCUCCUCCUCAUUGUGUCUAUCAGGGAAAUGAACCAUUGCAGGCACUCGCUUCAUCUUGAUCACUUCUUUUGUACAUGUCAGUGUGGUGGACUGGUGUACGAGGUUCCCUUGUAACAUUAAAGAGUAGUGUCAGUCAAGGGGAGGGGGAGGGAAGAAUCGUGCUGAUGUUGGUGAUAAGCAGAAAGGCGCUGCUAAAUAUAUAUUUGACGUUAUGUGUAGAACGAAGCGUAGAGCAGAGUACUUUUGUCUGAAACUCUGGACUUCUCUCACAUAAAUGUGUCUUCCAAACCACUUUGAGUUUCUUUUCUACAAUCAAGCAAUAUAUAAAUUUUAUGACAUAAACAGCCUGUAGCUUAACCAAGAUGCAUGACCUCUUAUGCAGAUGCAGAGGUAAGCGCUGUGCCAAAACUGGUCCUCUCAUCAUCUGGUUGCCAUGGUGCCAGAUAGCUCCUCCUUCUCACCUUUCUUUAUUGCAUAUUGGUCACAGCUACAGUAGGAACCCAGAUAGUCUGUGAAAUGUAAUUUCCCCCAGACAGCUUUGGGGGAAAUUUCCCAUGGUGUUUGCUAUGUGGGUUUCUACUGUUCUAAAGGUAAAGGUAAAGGAACCCCGGACCAUUAGGUCCAGUUGUGAUUGACUCUAGGGUUGCGGCGCUCAUCUCGCUUUAUUGGCCGAGGGAGCCGGCGUACAGCUUCUGGGUCAUGUGGCCAGCAUGACUACGCCGCUUCUGGCGAACCAGAGCAGUGCACGGAAAUGCUGUUUACCUUCCCGCUGGAGCGGUACCUAUUUAUCUACUUGCACUUUGACGUGCUUUCGAACUGCUAGGUUGGCAGGAGCUGGGACCAAGCAACGGGAGCUCACCCCAUCCUGGGGAUUCGAACCGCUGACCUUCUGAUUGGCAAGUUCUAGGCUCUGUGGUUUAACCCACAGCGCCACCCGUGUCCCUUUCUACUGUUCUAGGGACCUAUAAAUACAAAAAGAAGGAAGCAGGGAGUUGUUGACCAACUGGCACUUCAGCAGUCAGAUAUGAAUUGGGAGAAGGGCUGGAGUGGAAGAAAGUUAGGGGUCCUUCACUGGCUUGGAUUGCAAUCCAAGCCAGAGAAGAAUGAUGGGAGUUUGCAUUAAACUGGAAGCAAUCAUCAUAAGUUGCUAGAGUUUGUGUUCCAUGCAAAGAAAGUAUGACCUUGGCCAAGUCACUGUCUCUUAGCCUAACCUCAUUGCUUGUGAGUUCUUUGGAGGAAGAGUAGGAUCGCUUCUGAGGGUAGGACAAGAACAAAUGGAUUCAAAUUACAAGAAAGGAAAUUCCAAAUAAACAUUAGGAAGAGCUUUCUGACAGAAAGAGCUGUUGGACAGUAGAAUGAACUGCUUCGGAAGCUAGUGGACUCUCCUUCAGUUAUCGUACAUCUCUAAGCAAGAUUAUUCACAGCAUCUCAAAAUGAGAAAUCUAGAUGUUCUUUGAGGGAAUCAUUUGCAUGGGAGUCUUGUUUAACUGAAAUUUAUGGCCACCUUCCAAAUUAUUAACAUCAUCGGAACUUUGGACAGGCAAUUUCAUGAUGUUAGCUCAGGGAAAGUAGACACGCUGCAAAGGUAGUUCACUGGGAACAUUGCGUGAUUGAAAUUUGAGUAAUGGGGCAUACAGUGACUUGCGAAUAUGGUUAGUGUGCACUAAGAAUGCUUCUAAGCCAGUUUAGUCUUAAUGCCCCCCUCCUAGUUAUAAAGGGGCUUUCUGGGGGUGACAUCCUUAUUUUACAAUAAUGAAGACACAGGCACAUUGCUUCCCUCCGCCCCUGCAUUUCUCACAGCUGGCAAAAUAUCUGAAUGAACAGUGUUAUUUCACCCUGAAUAAUGAGGUUUGCCUGGUGUGACAUCGCGAAGGUUGUAGCCAGCAAUGCAAUGAGUAAAGUUAUUAUGAUAAAGCAAUCUUCGUAACCACCCACCCUCAAAUAUCUGCUUUAUCUCGUUGGAGCACAUUUGGUGUGCUGCUGGCACCAAUGGAAGACAGUGACUAACUGCAGCACUUUCUUUAUCAGCAAUCUGAAGACCCCAGUGUUCAUUUAUAUAUAUAUUUUAAAAAAUCUCUAAGUAUUGCUUGACCCUUGAGUCUAAUCUAUACACAAUGCUGUGGCCAGUGAUUCAGAACAGAACAGAAUAAAUGUGUCAUUGACAGGAUGCUAAUGUUGAACUUUGUUCCAGUAUUGUUUUCAUUCUUCAUCUGAUGGAAGGAACAAUGUGUAGUGAAUCAUAUAUGUCAAUCUGCUCCCAUCUUUAACAUGUUUGGCUUAACUCAGGGAUGCAGAAAUCCAGUCAAUAUUAAAAGGCAUAAAAGCUCAAUCUGUUGACCGGCUCUUGGGUUGCUUAAGAAGGCAGAAAGAAAGCCUGCCAUCUCUACUGCUUUGUCAAAGGUCUGGCCACUCCCUCAUUCCUUCCUUAUGAAGCCUAAACUGUAACAACAUAGUAAAACAUUCCUACUGAAUAGCUGUUUUCAAGUUCCAUUGUUCUACAGGUUUUGAUAUAGACACAGGGCUGAACUCAGGAGGUGCAAAAGGGGUGCAAAUGAAGAGCCCAAUGACCAGAAAAGGGUCUGCUUCAAAUGGUGUCAUUGUAAGGACUCUCUACCUUCCCAUUCCUAUGCAGUUUAGGGAGGGGGGGGAGUUGAUGGUCUGCACAGAUUGGCUGAAGCAAGCCAAAAGAAAUCUAAAAAAUAAAAUAAAAAUCAUUAUUAAACCUGAAGUCUUAUUCAAGUUGUUAUUAUUAUUGAACUCUUAUGUGAAUUCUUGAACUCUUAAUCACAUAAAUAUUUGCCAAAAACUCAUAUGUCUGGGAUUUCACCAUUUCCAACUUUGAAUAUGGGAUUUUUAUUCUAUUUUCAAUUAGAUAGUCAAAAAAUGUGUGCAGGUUUUUAAAAAUCCCUCCAUAUCAGAUUCUGCAUUUGAAAAGGGGGAAGGUUAUACAUUUAAAUCCUGGGUGGUGUUGUUGUUGUUGUUGUUGCCAAACUUUGACUUUUUGCAACAACAUCAACAACUGUUGAUAGAGUUUUGCUGGACCUGGUGUUUCCAGGAGAACUGGAAUGGGUUCCCAUGUUCACUCAGUGCUCUGUGCUAAAAAAGGGCUUCCCAAUUCUGCCUUUUCUCUUCCAACUUCGGAGAAGAAUUCACCUGUACCAUAUCAAUGAGUGGCCAAAGCAUUCUCCACCUUUGGAGAGUGUGAGCAGCCUCUGCUUGGACGCAGUGCUGUCUGUGUGCUGGCGCUUUGAGAAAUAUUAGGGGUUUGUCUUUUGUGUGGUUUUGUACAUUUGAGUCUGUCUAUUGAUCCCAUUACAAGCAUUUCACUGUAAACGCAGGAAGCCACCAAUGAGCAAAUGCAAGCAGUUUGCAAAUUAUCAUUCCUGCAUAAAGCAUCUUUUAUAGAACAUGCUGAAUGGGACAACAGUGGCACUAAUUCUUUAAAAAUGAAGAAUAAAAAGGACAGCAAAGCAGCCGUUAAACCCAUCCACCAAAAUAUUACGAGCCAUUUGUGUAUUGCUUUUUAUAAUGUGCCUUACAAUGGCAUGUCUCUGCGGGAGCGAAUUAUUUACAUGGGGGGGGGGCGUUUAGAAGCGACAAUUCUACCCCAAUGCCAUAUUUGUUUGUGGAAAGAAAACCAACAUCAGCACCUCUAAUACAGACUUUGACUUUUUCUUUCUAUUUGACUUAGGACUUGGGGCACAUUCCCUUGUAUUGAUGUAAAUAUAUAUACAGCAUAUGUGUGUUCAUGCCCUGGCUAUGUGAUUUCCCACAAUGUAUUUAGUUGUCUGAAUUGGGCUAAUGAUAAGAACCACAUCGACAGUUGCCCUAAAUCGAGAAAGCAGAAUUCAUGUGUACAGGCUGAAACGGUGUGAAUGACCACGUAGCAAGAUAUGAUGUAUUCCUUCCUGGAAACCAACAGUCUGCAUGAUUCAGUCUUUCUCUCCUUGCCCAAACUGUUAGUAUUGUGUGCUUGGCUUGAUAAUUCAAGCCGUGAUGUAAUGGGACUCAAACAGAGUUCAGAUCUGAAUCAGAUUGUGACAUUGUUCUCUAAUGACUAAAUACAAGGAGGAGGGCGAACCAAUUCAUGUAUAUACGUUAGGACUGGAAAAUAAUUUAGAAUUAUUCAUGUUGACCUUGGAAUCAAGGAUCAAAAGUGACCAGGAACUGAAGGCUGAUGUUUUACAGUUUGGGGGAUGAAGGGUGAAAUUCACUGACAGGUUCAGAAGGGCUCACAAUUAGUAGUGGUGGCUUCUCCGCUUCUUCCUUCCUUUUUUAAAACUCAAGAAGAGCCUACUGGAGGAUCCUAGUGGUCAAUCCACUCCAGCAUCCUGUUCUCACAUUGGCCAACCAGAUAAUAAUAAUAAUAAUAAUAAUAAUAAUAAUAAUAAUUUAUUAUUAUUUGGGCGGCUUCCAACAAAGAUUAAAAAUACAUUAAAAUGUCACACAUUAAAAACUUCCCUGAACAGGGCUGCCUUUAGAUGUCUUCUGAAUGUCAGGUAGUUGUUUAUCUCUUUGACAUCUGAUGGGAGGGCGUUCCACAGGGCAGGUGCCACUACUGAGAAGGCCCUCUGCCUGGUUCCCUGCAGCUUUGCUUCUCGCAAUGAGGGAACCACCAGAAGGCCCUUGGCGCUGGAUCUCAGUGUCCGGGCAGAACGAUGCGGGUGGAGACGCUCCUUCAGGUAUACUGGGCCGAGGCCGUUUCAUGAGAAAUCCACCAAUAAAACCUGAGCGCAAGAGCAUUCUCCCCUCUUGUGCCUCUGUUUUGUCCUGCUUACUCUCUGACAACCCAACCACCUACCCUUCAUUUUCUCCUUCUGCCUUCCCAUAAAAAUCAAAUCAUGAACAAAGAACUUGCACUGAGUGGAAAUACUUAAUACCACACUGCAAAUAACUGAGGAUGUUGUAUUAAAUAUUUCCACUUAAUGCAAGUCACUUGUUCACAGUUUGAAUUUUUUAAUAGAAAGGAGGAAAGUGCAAAAGGAGAGAAGGAGGGUGGGGGGAGAGAAAGAAAGAGCAAGGUGAAAGAGAGAGAAAGAGGGAAAGGGAGAAAAGGUGAAUAAGGAAGAUGGUCUAGUUAGUUUUACCCCACCUAUAUAGCCAAAAAAUGGUGCCAACUUGUCUACAAUUUGUUCUCCUUUUAUAUACCCAGUUGCAGGAACUUACUAAAAAGGCAGGGGUAAUGUUCCACUAGAGCCACAUUGAUGGCAAAACUAACACAGCUGUCUGUAUUCAGCUGAGACCACUGUGUGUUUAAAGGGCUAGGAUGUCACUUUGGAUAGUCAUGGCUUCCCCCCCCCAAAGAAUUUCGGGAGCUGUGGUUUGUUAAGAGGCCCCCUACUUCCCUCACAGAGCUACGAUUCCAGGGCUCUCUGUGAAAAAAGAUUGAUUGGUAAACCAGUCGGGGAAUCCCUAUCUGGACAGGGAAUAAAGGUAAAAAAUUAGGCCCAGUCAUGACUGACUCUGGGGUUGUGGCGCUCAUCUUGCUUUAUUGGCCGAGGGAGCCGGCGUACAGCUUCUGGGUCAUGUGGCCAGCAUGACUAAGCCGCUUCUGGAGAACCAGAGCAGCGCAUGGAAACGCCGUUUACCUUCGUGCCAUAGCAGUCCCUGUUUAUCUACUUGCACUUUGACGUGCUUUCAAACUGCUAGGUUGGCAGGAGCAGGGACCGGGCAACGGGAGCUCACCCCAUUGCAGGGAUUCAAACCACCGACCUUCUGAUCGGCAAGUCCUAGGCUCAGUGGUUUAACCCACAGCGCCACCCGCCUCUGGACAGGGAAUAGGCCUGUCUAAUAACAACUCUCAGGACCUUAACGCUCAGCUCCCAGAAUUAUUCAGAGGAAGCCAUGACUGUUUAAAGUGGAACCAUAACACUUUAUAAAUAUGGUGUGAAUGUAGCCUAAGUUCUGCUCAAAUUAGAUCCGUUGAAAUUACUGGACCUCAAUCAGUCACAUCUAUUAAUUUCAGUGAGUUUUCUCUGAGCAUGACUUCCUAGGAUACAACCCAAAAUCUUGCAGAACUGGAAAUCCAAGACUACAUUUGGGUCCACUGUCCUCUAAUGCUAGCAGCCCACGGGAAUAUUUUUUCUUGAUCCUUUAUUAUUGGUCAAGUAUUUGCUCGCUGUGUUUUGCCAACGAUUUCUUGUUUUUGCUUAUAUCGACCUGUUUCACUUUUCUGUGUGUGGGGUUUGUAUGUGUGGAAAGGCGGGUUAAAACACCUGAACAUGCAACUGGGCAAUCGUGGCAGCUGUGACUAACCAUGCACUUUGGCUCCCCAGGUGACUUGUACAUUGGAGGGGUAGCAAAAGAAACCUACAAAUCCUUGCCCAAGCUGGUCCAUGCGAAAGAAGGGUUUCAAGGCUGCCUGGCCUCCGUGGAUCUGAAUGGGCGCCUCCCGGAUUUGAUCUCGGAUGCUCUGUUUUGCAAUGGGCAGAUAGAACGCGGAUGCGAAGGUACGGAGCAAUCGUUUUGUAAUCCUGUCAUAGCCCCUUCAACGUAAAGUAAAUAUGCAUAUGCCUCAUCAUAGGUGCGUUGUAGCAUCUCCUCUUCCUGCUGUGUUCUGUUUAUUUGCACUGGGAUGAUGACAGUUUCCUAUCUUCCCCGCUGUCAUCCAUUUCUGCUCUGCUACCGAUGCUACUAAGCCAGACCUGUUUUACAUUAUUAAUGAAGGCGGAUGCCAUUGUGGGAGAAACGUUCGCUGAUGGCACAAAACACAAAUUGAACCUGAGAACAUUAACUUAUCUUCUUGAAUAUAAUCGGCAGAGUCUGUUCUUCGCCACCAACAAGCUGAUUUGCAUGUCUCUGUUUUGUUUGUGUCGUAUUUUAAUUAAUUGUUGUGAUAAUUAGCUCCCGUGCAGUACUUUACAUCAUCACGGUGCUUAGAUGAUAGUUAGUGUAUAAAUUAGCUAAUUGAAUUGAGAUGCACAUUGCUUUCUCCUUUUUUUAGCACAGGUUGUCUGUUUGCAUGAGAUGUUAAAGUGUUUAGCAGGGUCUCAGGCUAGGUUCAAGGUUUUUUUUAAAAAAGCUAUGCUCCUGUACCUAUGUUCUGUUGGCCUGUUUUGUUGCUGUAUUCCUACUGCCUAACCUGCAGCAUUCAAAGCGACAACUCAACCCACCAGCCACAUAUGUUGGCCGACCAGGAGCUUGAUAAAUCCCAUGGCUUUGCUGUCUGCUGGUGACUACAGAGACAUGGAGAUUUUCCCAAACCUAGCAGGCUACGGUAUGAGUUUGAUGGGCUAUUUGUGACUUGAAGGCUCAUCAACUGCACAGGCUUUCUAAAAACAUUUCAGAAUAACAAAACUGGCCAAAGUUUCAAAACCUUACACUUCAGUACGAAUGUAGAGCGAAGGAAGUUCUAUUGAUUUAAAGGGGGAUUGUGUAGAUGAAAGGUUCAUACCCAAAGAAAAACAGAAGUGGGUUUGAAUCAAGACUGGUGUUUUUCCAGUUUGGAGGGCCAGGUCACUUGUGAGGGAGAGGGUCAAAUUUCCAGGGAAAGUCAAGGUGCUGUGUUGGGUUACCUUCCCUCCCUUCCACAUCAGCCAUGACCAAAAUGGGUUGAAUAUCCAUGACAGAGGAUCCUCACUAUCCCAAAUUGGAUUUGUGAAGUUUGCAUCCCCAACAUAUCAGUACUCCCCUUUAACUUUUCCACAUUAAAGCUUUAAUUUAACGUUUGAAGGACGUAGCAGAAUACAUAGGAAUUGGGCAAUAAUGUGCAAUUUGGUUUCUGGUUUGAGGCCAUCUUAGAUUUCUCAACAUAGAAACCAUCCCCACAUUUUAAAAAUGUUUUUAUUGCAUUUAAAUCCCCACCUUUUUCUCCAAGGAGCUCAGAGUAGUAUACACAGUUCUUUUCUCACAACCGCUUUUUACGUUCAUGUACCUGGCAAGGUUCAAAAGCAUGAUGUUGAUGGGCCAGUUGAACACAUGUGUUUGGCCCUUCCAAAAGAUCAGUUUCCACAUUUAUUUCCAACAUGAGGUGAGAAAAAGAGUGACAUGACUCAGUCCCUCAGUUAAACCCAAUUAACUAGCCAUUUUGCUAUCCCUGAAAAACAAGAUUAUUUGGAUACAGGCGAAGAGUCAGAAGCAACCCAAUUAAUCAUACCUCUGUCAUAUGGAUUUUAUUGAUAUAGUAGAUUCAGUUUUAAAUUAAUGACUACUUUUCCAUAUAUGAAUCUGCCUGGACCCUGAGAUCAUCAUACAAGGCCCUUCUCUGCAUGAUACCUCCAAAGGAGGUAUCAAUGAGAGAGCAGGCCUUCUUUGUAGUAGCCCCCAGUUUCUAGAAUGUUCUCCCCUGAGAGUUCCACUUGACGCUUUGUAAUAAUGUUGUUUGCCGGGCAAAUGCCUUUUUGUUCCUGGGGCAUUUGGGCCGCACCAAUAAUACUGCUUAUUGUAUUGUUAAAUUUGUAGAUGUAUCGGAAAUAUUUUGUCAGGCAUAUGAUAAGCAUUUUAAAACAUAUUCCUGAUAAAAUCUACAUACUUGACACCAGCAAUGUGCAGAAUACUUUGUAAUGCAAAGUAAUUUGUGAAAACAUAAAAUCACAAUGGCAUGGCCAGUUCAUGACCCACCAAGAUAAAAGGAUCCCCUCCCCACCUGUGUGGAAGUUCAUGAGAGAUUUAAGAUAUCACUUGAUUAACUAAGCUCAAACAGAUAAACCCUGAGAAAACCCAAACCAGCCUGUUCCAGAUUUUCUCUCUUACGUACGCCUGUUCUUCUUUUACCCCUUUCUAAUUUUAAUUUGAUGAUUAACAUUGAAUAGAAAAUGUGUAAAUAAAUGCAUAAAUGUACAACAUCCAAACACCUAAAGGUAAUUUCACUUUAUUUUGCAAAGAGUCUAAAUAACACUUUCUAAUGUUGGUGAGAGAGGGGGCAUAAGGUGUUGCACAGUUUAAGUUAUUAGAUCUUGGCAUUAAAAUAGCCAGUUAAUGAUGUAAUGGCCAAAUCCUUAAAUAUCACAUGUUCUACUUGUCCAAGUUGUUAAAGUAAUGGAAUACUGGUCAGUGGCUUAGAUAAUCAGUCCUGUUCGCACAACCAAACUGGGAUGUUGAGAACAUGAGUUUAAUAUUUUUAUCAUGUGAAUGGCCCUGAGAUCUUCACAUGAAGGGUAGUAGAUUGAUUGAUUGAUUGAUUGGCCCAUGGAAAGUGUGGCAUACAUUGAAAUUAACAAUAUGUUACUAUUUCUCUCCAUGCCUAGCCCUGAUCUCAGCCACUUUUACUUCCUCAUCAGAAAGACCCCCAAAGCAGAUUGAGUUUUGGUGUGGUAAAUGGAAAGUAAGAGCAGCUUGCUUUGGGAUCCGUGUGACAAAACACAGACUACCAAUUGUGACUUGGACGCUGAUUAAGAGGGAGAGGGGAUAGCUGAGUCAGUAACCAAAGGAGCACCUGAAUCUAAGACCUCCAGAAAUGAGACCAUAAAACAAAGACUCUCAGAGACUGGAGCGCCAAUGAGAGACCAGAAUCUGCAGCCUCAGUGACCCAACAUGCCUAACCUGCUCACCACUGCAGGCAGUAUGGCUGCUGAAGAAGCAACCAAGGGUCAGGCGCCAGGAUUUGUGGUGUGCCUCUUUAAGAAUAUAUGUGGCAUCUAGGAAGGGGCUGGGGCUGGAACUAUAUAAGGCGUGAUUAAUUAGCAUUAAUUAGUAUUCAGCAUUUGUUGGAGCAAAGUUUGUCUUUACCAGGAACUGUCCAGGGUACUGAAGGAAAUGACACUGGUCACUUUUGCUUUGUAUUCCAGUCCUUGAGCUUUUGAAUUGCCUUUUCCUGUUGGCCCUCUGCUUAUACUGCCCACUUUGGAUCACGGCCAUGCCUAUUUCUGCCUAACUUCCAUUGGGGGUUUACCCUUAUUAGGCUUCAACAAUAUGGUGGUGCCCUCACACAACUGCUAUAGCAUUUGCUGACCUUUGUGUAGAUCCAAUUAAUGCACUGGUUUUCAUUCACCAAGGCAUGCAAUUCCACCUCUCACUUAUAAUAAAACAAAAAACCCCCAAAACACACACACAUAAACACAACUACCUAGCAACAAGAACUGAUUGAGCAACCAUGUUAAGGUGGUGUGGUGGUGAUGCACCUCCCGUCCAGCAGGGGGCAGAUGAUGCUAAAGGCCAAUAGUUUUACAUCGGAUCCUAUAAAGCUGCUGACGACCCUGGCUUGGUUUCAGGCACUUAAAUGCUGUGUCCACUUAGCUAAUUGGAUGACUUCCUGGCAUACUUCCCAACCGCCAGAAAUGACAUUACCUAAAAUUGAGCACUUGGGUAUAUAUUGGAUUGGGUUGGUAAGUGCCUUCUCAUGGACCAUUUCAUUAAAAGUCACCCAAGGAACCUGCACGCAGGAACAUGGAAUAGCAUCUGACUGGAAAGAGGAAUGAAUGAAAAAUGUAACCCUUCUCUUCCGACCUUGGCCCAGUGCAUUGUGGGAGCAAUGCAAGUGCAUCUGUGACUGAAGAGCAAUAAGUGGUUCGUGAUGUAAAUUUCAGUCCUAAUUCUGUCAAUUCCCGCAGAAGGCCUAGUGAAGAGGAAGAUCGAAGAAGAUAAUGUGCUAAUGACUGAACUGACUGUGUAUGAACAUGACAAAUGGCUAGUCAGGAUUAAACCAUGCAUUCACUUUGCUAAUGCAUUCACAUCUAUCGUCUAGAAAGGAGUGCUUUUGAUUCUCCUUCAUUACAUGUCAUCAGCUCAAUUAACCAUUAUAUUUGUAGUAAAUGCUGGCAAAUUACUGCAUUCUCAUUUUGGCUUGCCUGGAGAUUUAUGUCUAUUAGUAUUAAUUUAUUUGCAUUACAUGGACUUUCUUUUCAAUUUUAAGAGCAGCAUGCACUUUUGUCUCUGAACGGUCUUUCUGUGUUUGCUGCCAUUUUGAUAUUUGCUUACUAACAUUUAAUAUAUUUUGCUUUUUUUUAUUUUGCUGGCAAAGUUGCAUUGAUGAAAGCUGAUUUGCAAGGUAGAUAGCCCUUGUGUAUAUUAAGCAAGACUGAAACCCAUAAUACGCAUUGGGAGCCAUCGGCCACAUCUGCACUGGUGUGUGUAAUGUUGCAUCGGAUUUUUCCACUCUUCCCCUUCCAAAAAAAUAACGAUGCAGGAACCUUCCUCUUACAGGAUAUUCUGCACAAAGGCUUUCAGUCUUGUGUCUAUCUGUAUAGUGAUUGCUUUAGUGCUUUGAUCAUGCCUUUUUCUUUCAAUUCUUUUCUUUAUUUUCCCGCUAGUGGUCUGGUUUAUGAUCUCUAGAAAUAGAAUAGCUUUGUUUCUCACGUGUAUGUCACUUUUGAGCAUGCUGGUGCGUUAAUUGGCGGAUCCCUCCCCCCAUAUAUAUAAUUAUAACGUAUAUAUAUUUAAUAAAAUGAGAAACCCUGCAUGAGAUAAUUUGAAGCAUGUGCAAAGAUACUUGCCAACAUUCCUGCUAAUAAAUCGAUACACAAUAUAUAGAUUUUUAAAUAAAUAAAGAAGCCAACCCAAACGUUCCUUGAUUUUCUACAGGCAUAGCUUUUCAUCAAAUCAUUUCUUGGAGAUGGCAGCACUUUUCCCCUCUAAGUUAAUUUUUAAUUUUAUGAUUAUUAUUUAGUUUUAGAUUCUGUUUUCCACUGUACCUUGCAGAACGCAUCAUGCUGGACAGAGAUAACAAAAGAUGUUGCAAUGAAAUGAAAUGUUGCAAAAGCAAUGUUUAUGACAACUCAUUUUGCUUGAGUUAACUCUCUACUUUGGUCAUAUUUCUGAAUGAGCUCAUCUCUUUGUGCCCCUCUGUGUUAACAAACCAAAGGCCAUAUGCCUAUUCAUAAAAGGUUUUAUAUAUAUAUAUAUAAAUGCAUAUGGCCAAUCCUGCUAUUGGUUCUUUUUCUUGGUUUGCUCUUUUACAUGUGAGAUGUUGGCAACUACCCUAUGUGAUCCAAUGGAAAAUGCAGUCGCAAUGAAAGACAAAAGCCCAAGUUUUAUUUUUCUGUGUGUAUUCUUGUUAGGACCCAGCACGACAUGUCAAGAGGACUCGUGUGCAAACCAAGGAGUCUGCUUGCAGCAAUGGGAUGGGUUCAGCUGUGACUGUAGCAUGACCUCUUUCAGUGGAACUCUGUGUAAUGACC
Messenger RNA from Podarcis lilfordi (Lilford's wall lizard), 30356 nucleotides. NCBI's taxonomy places the organism in Eukaryota, Metazoa, Chordata, Lepidosauria, Squamata, Lacertidae. The record is from the annotation of a GenBank genome assembly.